This is a messenger RNA of Penicillium pulvis, 1371 nucleotides long. RefSeq names its product MYB DNA-binding domain protein. NCBI's taxonomy places the organism in Eukaryota, Fungi, Ascomycota, Eurotiomycetes, Eurotiales, Aspergillaceae. Gene Ontology annotation, molecular function: DNA-binding transcription factor activity; transcription cis-regulatory region binding. The record is from RefSeq and is a predicted model, not a curated record. Gene Ontology annotation, cellular component: nucleus. Gene Ontology annotation, biological process: regulation of DNA-templated transcription. Bases 1 to 1371 code for a protein of 456 amino acids. The transcript has a single exon.
AUGAAGGUUGGAUUCUUCGUCCAGGAAGAAGUCGCGGCAUUGGAGGCUUUCAAAAUCUCGUUCUGCAACACCCAUGGGUUCUCAGAUCACAAGAAAUUCGACGAAAUGAUCCAACAUUCCGAGCGCGAUGGCGGCGACUGGCCGUGCCCAGCAGAUGUGUGCACCAAAAGCGAAUUCUGGAACCAAAUUUACGACCUCGUCCCCGACCGCGAUCGGCGAUCUCUGUACCGAUUCAUGCGGCGGCACUUCCAAGAUUCAGCUCAGAAGCCACACGAAUGGUCGGCAGAACAAGACAGAGAGCUCGUCGCACUCAUGAGCCAACACAAAGGCAAAUGGGCAUACGUUGCCAAGCUUCUCGGCCGUAGCGACGACGAUGUAACGCAGCGCUGGAAGAACCAACUGGAACACCGAGGAAAGAUGAACCGAGGGAAAUGGAGUGAAGAGGAACUGCGCUCUCUGCUAGACGAAGUCCAGAAGGUCUGGAACAAGACUUCAGCAUUGGACGGUCCUGCUGCUGGAAAGGAUAUGUAUGAGUUGGAAGAGAAGCAUCUCCGAUGGGGCGUUGUUAGUGAUAACCUGAACAAUGUGCGAUCGCGCCAGCAAUGCGCAGACAAAUGGCGCAAGAUUCGAAGAUCUGUUGAGAAUAUGCGUGCUUGUGGGAAUCCUGAUGCCGUGUACGAUCCUAUCGAGGCCGUCAACAAGCGCACUCGAUGGGGUUCUGGAUCUGUCACCCCGAAGAGCACAUAUUUAGUCGGUGACGAUGACGAUGAAGAUGGAGACAGCAAGGGUGGUAACGGAACACCAGGACCCAUCAAUGGCCUUGGUCUCACUGUGGAUGAUUCUCAAGCACCUGCUUCAGAGAAGAAGCCAUUGCCAGAGGCACCAGCUUCUCCACAGCCGACCGCUGAGCAGGACUCGGAACCCGAGCCUGAGGCUCACUCUCCCGUCACUUCCACACAAAAUAGCCCCGAAAAAGCAAGCCCAAAACAACGCAAACAACUCGAAUCCGAAGAUCCAGCUGUGCUAGACGACGAGGCAGAACAAAAGGCAGCUAAGAAGGCUGAAAAGGAGAAGAGGAAGAAGGAGAGACGCGAGAAGGAGAGACGCGAGCAACGCGAUGUUAAUGAAAUUGUGGCAGCAAUUUCAGGGAGCGUCAAGAAAGAAAAGAAGGACGAUAAGAACGACAGACCCCGCAACCCUCUUAUCGAUAAAGCUGGACAUGAAGCUGAAGCAGAGCACGCCACUCCCACGCCCUCAAAGAAGAAGAAGCGCAAGUCUAUGGCUACUAACGGCGCUGCUACCGAUGAGCCCAAAUCUCCCGAGUCUCACAAAAAGAAGAAGAAGAAAUCGACUCAAGAAAUUGCUAAGUAA